This is a messenger RNA of Passer montanus (Eurasian tree sparrow), 1233 nucleotides long. Its product is annotated as procollagen C-endopeptidase enhancer 1-like. The record is from RefSeq and is a predicted model, not a curated record. The transcript is spliced from 7 exons. Bases 62 to 1153 code for a protein of 363 amino acids. NCBI's taxonomy places the organism in Eukaryota, Metazoa, Chordata, Aves, Passeriformes, Passeridae.
CCCGCCCCUUCCCGCUCGGUGCCGCCCCCGUUCCCCCCCGGUGCCCCCGGUGCCGUUCGCCAUGAGCCGCCUCGGGCCGCCGCUGCUGCUGCUGCUGCUGGGGGCGCUGGGCCCGCCCCGGGCCGGGGGCCAGGAGCCGCCGCCGAGCCCCCCGCCCCCCGCCCGGCACAACGCCAGCAGGCCGGUGUGGCCGGUGUUCCCGUGCGGGGGGGACCACCACGGCGAGUCGGGGUUCAUCGCCAGCGAGGGCUUCCCGCGGCACUACCCCCCCGGCAGCAACUGCACCUGGACCAUCACGGUGCCCGAGGGCCAGGUGGCCACGCUGUCGUUCCGCGUCUUUGACCUGGAGCCGGAGCCGCGCUGCCGCUUCGACGCGCUCUCGGUGUUCGGCGGCCACGGCCCCGCGGCGCCGCUGCUCGGCCGCUUCUGCGGCACCUUCCGGCCCGGGGCGCUGCGGGCGCCCCAAAACCGCCUCCUGCUGCGCAUGGAGAGCGACGGCGGCACCGCCGGCAGGGGCUUCCUGGCCUGGUUCAGCGCCGGCAGCCCCCCGAGCCACGAGCAGCAGUUUUGCGGGGGGCGCCUGGAGAAGCCCCAGGGCAGCCUGAGCACCCCGAACUGGCCCGAGGAGAAUUACCCGCCCGGGGUCAGCUGCUCCUGGCACAUCGUGGGCCCCCCCGGAAAGGUGGUGGAGCUGCGCUUCGGCAAGUUCGACGUGGAGCCGGACCCGCACUGCCGCUACGACUACGUGGCCGUGUUCGAGGGGGGGGCGCGGGACGACGCGCGGCGCCUGGGGCGCUUCUGCGGGGAGGAGACCCCCGGACCCCUCUCCGUGCCCGCAGUGCUGGCCGGCACGGUGCGGGCGCUGUCGCGGGCCCCGGAGCCGGGCUGGGCCGCGCUCUCCGUGCUCGGCCUGCACAAGUGGGGGGCUCCGGGGGUCCCCCCGCCCGCCGCGGGCUCCUCGCUGCGGCUGCAGCUGCCCUGCCGCUCCUGCCCGGCGCUCAGGAAAGGCUCCAGCUACCUCCUGAUGGGGCGGCUGGCGCCCGACGGGGCGGCCCUGCUGCCGCCCGACGCCUUCGUGGCGCCCUACCGGCCCCAGCAGCACCCGCAGCUGCUGGGGAACCUCGGCAAGCGGCCGUGCCGCGGGACCCCCUGAGACCCCCGGGGACACCCCCGGGGAGACCCCCGCCCGCGCCGGGGGGCGGCUCGCCCGCGAAUAAACGGUGCACAGACGGA